UUCAUAAUCACUCCAUCGAUCAAACCUAAAAACACACACGCACAACACUCAUCCUCUCUCUCUAGUAACAACACAAAAUCCUAAAUCCCCAAAAUGGUUUCCUGGCUAUCAUCCCUCGUCAUUGCAGUGACAUUCACUAGCUUAUUCACCGGUCUAUCUGCUCGCCAUCUUCUCCAAUCAACACCAGCCACUCAACCACCGGUUACAACAACAUUCCCACCUCUUCCCAAACCCACAAUGCCACCACCAAUGCCUUCUUCGCUUCCUCAGCCAACUCUUCCUCAACCUGCAGCGUUUCCACCACUACCGAGCACACAGAUACCUCUUCUGCCUAACCCAACACAACCCAUUAAUAUCCCAAACUUUCCACAAAUCAGUAUCCCUAAUUUCCCAAUUAGCAUUCCAAACAACUUCCCCUUUAAUAUUCCCACUAGCAUUCCUACCAUUCCUUUCUUCACUCCACCACCUUCCAAGUGAGAAGCUAAGCUCUUUAAGUGUUGCCACACAACACAUUACCGUCUGUCUCACUCUCACACACACUUUAGUUGCACAUGUUUGUGGUGU
This is a messenger RNA of Brassica oleracea var. oleracea, 564 nucleotides long. Its product is annotated as classical arabinogalactan protein 9-like. The record is from RefSeq and is a predicted model, not a curated record. The transcript has a single exon. The coding region runs from base 94 to 477 and encodes 127 amino acids. Lineage: Eukaryota; Viridiplantae; Streptophyta; Magnoliopsida; Brassicales; Brassicaceae.